AUGGUCUCCAUGGAAGACCUGCUGUGUGUUCUAUCCACUGAUGAGGAGCAGAGGAGAGAACAGAAGGAAGUCCUCUGGACGACGACUGUUAAGUCUUCUCGCCCUCUACUAAAAUGUCUAGUUUAUUAUUCGCAGCCCAGACAGCCGCAGCAGGUCAAGGUGGAGGGCCUCUUGGACACGGGAGCAGACAUCACCAUAAUCGCCUCCAAGGACUGGCCGCAUGGAUGGCCCGCACAAACGGCUUACGUCCAAGUCAGCGGCUUGGGGGGAACACAAUAUCCGGUCCGGAGUGGGGUCACUGAAGUACUGCAGCUCCCCAGACUGAGCUGGAAAACAGAAACUCCAGUCUGGGUCGAUCAGUGGCCCCUACCCAAGAAAAAGCUGCAAAUUCUAAACGACUUAGUGAGUCAAGAAUUGGCAAAAGGACACCUGGAGCCUUCCACCAGUCCCUGGAACACUCCAGUGUUUGUCAUCCAAAAAUCCUCAGGUUCCUGGAGAUUUCUCCAGGACCUGCGCAAAGUAAAUGAAGUCCUAGAACCAAUGGGAGCCCUCCAGCAGGGAAUGCCAUCACCAUCCAUGCUCCCUGCUGAAUGGCCCCUGGUGGUGAUUGAUAUAAAGGACUGCUUUUUUCACAUAUUUCUUAAUCCGGCUGAUUCGGCCCGAUUCGCAUUUUCAGUCCCUGCGAUCAACGCCUGUGAACCUCACCGCAGGUUCCAGUGGCGAGUGCUCCCCCAGGGGAUGAAAAAUUCCCCAACACUCUGUCAGAUGUUCGUGGCAGAGGUGUUGAGACCAAUUCGGCAGAAAUACCCGCAGUCAAUCAUCUUCCAUUAUAUAGAUGAUGUGUUGAUCUGCGCCAACUCCCAAUUGGCAGUUGAGAAGACUUUAAAUUCAACUAUUUCAGCCCUAAAAGAAAAAGGAUUGGAAAUAUCCCCCGAGAAAGUACAGAGGGAAGCACCUUGGAGGUAUUUAGGACUCCAAAUUACAGGAAGGGUCAUAAGGCCUCAGGCAAUUGAAAUUGACAAACGAGUCCACACAUUGAACAACCUCCAAAAGCUACUAGGAGCGAUCAAUUGGAUCCGACCUGUGUUGGGGAUCACAACCGGUGAUCUUCAUCCCCUAUUUGAGCUGCUAAAGGGAGAUGCUGACCUGUCCUCCCCCCGUUAUUUAACAUCAGAGGCAGAAGCCGCCUUAUCCACUGUUGAGAAAAAGAUUACUCAAAGACAGUCAUGUAGGAGGAUGGAGGGACUGCCAUCCUCCCUAGUCAUCAUAAGAGAACAGAGACAACCACUAGCCCUUCUGGGUCAGUUUUCAGAUGACGGCAAGGACUUCUGUUUGUGGGAGUGGGUAUUCCUCCCGCACCAAUUCGGUAAGACGAUCACCACCGUCUCAGAAAUGAUUGGCAAGAUAAUCUUCCAAGUUCGCACUAGGUGUUUAGAGCUCAGUGGUGAGGAGCCAGACUUUAUCUACCUCCCACUGACUUCUGAACACCUAGAACAACUGCUGCAAACCUCCACUGACUUUCAGAUUGCCAUCGGAGGCUACCCGGGAGAAAUUUGGCUUCACCUCCCGGCGUGCCCGUUCAUUCAAAGACUAAUCCAAAUUCCAUUAAAAUUAAAAAUUAUACAAUCGGAUCUGCCAAUAAAGGGUGCAAAAACAAUUUUUACCAAUGGCUCAGGGAGAACCGGAAAUGAGGUAAUAAUUUGGCAACAAAAUGGUGAUUGGCAGCAAGAUAUCCAUAAAGUGCAAGGUUCUCCCCAAAUCGUGGAGCUUUCUGCAGUUGUACGCGCAUUUGAAAUUUUUAGUGGUGAGCCAAUUAACAUUGUUACAGAUUCGGCUUAUGUGUGUGGUGUGGUCAAACAAAUUGAAAAUUCCUAUCUUAAGGAGGUGGCUAAUCAGGAUUUAUUCAAGUUAUUAACCAAAUUGUUGUUUCUAAUUCAUAACAGAGAAUUCGGCUUCUUCAUUGUCCACACCAGGUCACACACUACUCUACCAGGUCCUGUGGCGGAGGGAAACCAGAUUGCCGAUCAUCUGGCAGGUAUGGUAGUCACUCCCAAUCUAUUCCAACAGGCAAAAAUAUCUCACGAGUUCUUUCACCAAAAUGCACGGUCACUGCAAAAGCAAUUCGGCCUCAAAUUAUCUCAAGCUAAAGAGAUUUUGAGAACGUGCCUUGAUUGCCAAGUUAUCACACCGAUUGUCCCAGAAGGGACUAAUCCCAGGGAUCUUUCGGCGUUGGAAAUUUGGCAAUCAGAUGUUACGCACGUACCUGAAUUCGGAAAACUAAAAUACGUGCAUAUGUCUAUUGACACCUUUUCAAAAAUGAUUGUGGCCACCACGCAUUCUGGUGAAAAGAGCCGUGACGUGAAAAAACACUUUCUGUCCGCAUUCGCAAGGAUGGGUGUCCCGAAGCAGGUGAAAACGGACAAUGGGCCCUCCUAUGUGUCUGCAGACACUAAACGAUUUUUUGAACAAUGGGGAGUGCAUCAUACCACCGGGAUCCCUCACAAUCCCACAGGACAGGGUAUAGUAGAGCGUGCCCAUCAAAAUAUUAAAAAUCUUCUGAAAAAACAAAAGAGGGGGAGUAUUGGCCUAUCCCCCCAAGAGAAAUUGGAUAAAGUGAUGUACGUUUUAAAUUUUUUGAACAUGUUGGAGGAAGCAGAGACUCACACAAACAGAAGUCCAGCAGACCGUCACUUUAAAUCAGAUUCGAUAUCCUCCACUACCGUAAGAGUAAAGGUCAUGUACCGGGACCCACUCACAGAAACCUGGACGGGCCCUUUCCCCUUGAUCACCUGGGGGAAGGGCUACGCUUGUGUUGCAGGUCCAGAAGGACCGAAGUGGGUCCCAGCACGCCGUGUUAAGAUCCACCAGGCGUAA
Messenger RNA from Lepidothrix coronata (blue-crowned manakin), 2874 nucleotides. Its product is annotated as endogenous retrovirus group K member 18 Pol protein-like. Gene Ontology annotation, molecular function: aspartic-type endopeptidase activity; zinc ion binding; RNA stem-loop binding. Lineage: Eukaryota; Metazoa; Chordata; Aves; Passeriformes; Pipridae. Bases 1 to 2874 code for a protein of 957 amino acids. The record is from RefSeq and is a predicted model, not a curated record. The transcript has 2 exons. Gene Ontology annotation, biological process: DNA integration; RNA-templated DNA biosynthetic process; proteolysis.